Schistocerca cancellata (South American locust) is the source of this 5969-nucleotide messenger RNA. It is a transcript of the gene Trmt6, whose product is annotated as tRNA (adenine(58)-N(1))-methyltransferase non-catalytic subunit TRM6. The record is from RefSeq and is a predicted model, not a curated record. Gene Ontology annotation, biological process: tRNA methylation. The coding region runs from base 510 to 2138 and encodes 542 amino acids. Gene Ontology annotation, cellular component: tRNA (m1A) methyltransferase complex; nucleus. The transcript is spliced from 4 exons. NCBI's taxonomy places the organism in Eukaryota, Metazoa, Arthropoda, Insecta, Orthoptera, Acrididae.
UGUUGAUAUGUUAUGUUGACGUAUAUAUGGCAGCACGUGUGUUGUUUGUCUGUGUCCGUUAUUGUAAUAUGAAUUAAGAUCUUUCACACUUUAUGUGAGAUCAGAAUUAUGAAUCGGAAAUGGGCGCAUAUAUAUUAUGGUUUCAGCUUAACAUCAGCAAAAAAAACCUGGCAGCAAGAAAGUGAUAUUUAAUUUUUCUUAAUGUAGCUUGUUUACAAACAGCAUUGAUACAAAUUUCAGAAAUAUUGUCAGACCGGCCGAGAGCCUGGUUGGACAUGCUACAGAUUUGAACGGGAUGCAUUAGAUUAAUGAGGGAGUUGUCGUUCAUACAUAGCGAGAUUUGAUGUGAACAUUCUCUGGUUACUAAUUUUCAAGAACUCUUCUUCUGAACUGAAGUUAGCCUGGUAUUGUGGUCAUAUGUUGAAUUUAUCCUGUUGAUUGUCAGCAGCUUGGCUGGAAGUGAUUUUAGUGAAGUGCUACUAGAAAAGCAGACAGUUGUCCCUCCCAUUAUGGAAGUGGAUGAGGCUUCUGAUGGAACCCACGCUCAGCGCUCCAAGGAAAAUAUGAUGAAAAUAGGUGACUAUGUAGUCAUACAGAGGAAGAAUUAUUCAAAAAUUCACAAAAUUUCCAACAAAUUGUCAGUGAUGAUUGGAAACAACCAAUUGGAACUGGAUAACAUCAUUGGACGACCUUUUUCCACAACCUUCAGAAUGGUGCCAAAGGAAAAGAAAAGAAAUGUUUUUGUGUUGGAGGAGUGUAGCAAGGCUGAAAGCCUUGUUGAAAAGCUUAUAAAGGAUGUUGCCAGUGGAACAGACAAUAGAAAUAUAGUUAGUGAUAACAGUUCUCAAAAAUUAUCCAAGGAGGAGAUUGUCAGCUUGCGUGAUAGUGGAAUGUCUGGUUGUGACAUAGUAAGUCAGCUUUUAGAGAACAGUAAAACAUUUCAGGAGAAAACUGAGUAUUCUCAAAAGAAAUAUUUAAGUAAGAAAGAAAAGAAGUAUUUUGAUUAUGUGUUAAUUAGGAAACCUACUCUACGAUUGGUAUGUGACAUAAUUUAUAAACAAGACCCUAUGAAAAUAAUAGGUUUGCGUUGUGACACACUCUCUCAACUGAUUACUGGUGUAGGUGUCAGUUCAGGUGGGACAUACAUAGUUUAUGAAAGCUCCUGUGAGGGAUUACCGACAGCAGCACUUCUCAAUUAUUUAGGUGACGAUGGGUAUUUAGUACAUACUUUCCCAGGAAUGACACCUCCAAGACAGGCAAUUUUUGCUAUGAAUUAUAGUGAGUCCCAGAAAAAGCGACUAAUCAGUGUUAGUAUCAUGAGUCUCAUGGAAAAAUUAAAUAAAAAAGUUGCUAUUGAAAGUAGUACUAGUCAUUCACAGACAGGAGACCAUGUACAACAAAAUAUUAAUAACGGAGGGGAAAGUGGUCAUUCGGAACUUACAGGUGUCACUGCUUUUAUGUCUAAUAGCUGUGGCGCAGUGAUGAAUGAGGAAAGUGGAAGGCAUGUAGACGUGUGUCCUGAUACAAAUUUGAAGCAGAGUGUAGAAGAAACAGAGUUCAGUAGGAAUGACCUUUUAACAGGGGAUCAGCUGUCAUGUGAUAGAUCAGAUGAAAAUAAUCAUUUUAUUUUGAAUUCAGGUGAUAUUAGGUUAGAUGAUUCAGGGAGUGGAGUCACGCAUCAGACCUUAACAUCAAGUAAUGACGGCCGAAAGGAAGAAAGAAUUUUUCAUGACCUUAAAAGAAAAAAUGCAGUCUCUGAAUUGAACGAAGUAAAGAAACCACGUUGGGAGAUGGAUUUAGACAGAGCUGUGGAUUUGCUGUCACCACAAAAUGUUGACGGUCUAGUUGUUGUUGGACGUGAAGAUCCAGCUGACAUAGUUUUACCGUUGCUACCAUACCUCGCUCCAUCAAGAAAUUUUGCUGUAUAUUCCUGGUGUCGUGAGCCUUUAGUUGAACUUUAUAUCAAAUUAAAGAAGGAUGGUGGUGUCAUUAACGCUCACCUUACAGAAACAUUCUUUCGGACUCAUCAGGUUCUUCCCAACAGAACACAUCCUGAUAUUCAGAUGAGUGGAAGUGGAGGCUAUAUAUUAUUGGGAACAGUAGUGCUUCAGCAUUCACCAAAAGAAAAAAAUAAUUAAUUUUAGUAUUUUUUGACGAAAAACUUUAUAUUCAGUGGUGGUGUUAAAUGUUGAAUCAAUACAUCCACUCUUUUUCAUUUUUGAUUUUACCUAUUUGUAUUGAGAAGAACUAGCUAACAGUUUUAUAUGUUCUUGAGACAUCUCAUAUCCACAGCAUGCUCUAGAUAAUUAAAAUGUUAAAAUAAUUCUCUAAAGAAAUAUAUUUUUGUGACAAAAUAUUUCCUUUUCUUGUACAUCAAGCAUAUUGGAAAAAUAUUUUUUAAACGAUUUUACCUUUCUUAGUAAAUGAAGAUCUUGUAGUACAUGAAAUAAAUGGUAGUUACUACUGGAAUGUCAUUUAUCUGAGUUUUCAAGCUAUGUAGUUGAGUUUAUGCUGUUUUGUUUGCACGAUAAAAAUUUCAUAUUAAAUUAACUUACCAAUAUCCUCACCAGUGCUCAUUACACUGUCAUGUGCUUUAGCUGAAAGAAAGUGUUUUUUGAGACAUCCCCACAUUGAUCCUCUACAUUUGAAUAAUAUGUGCUUGUAAAGUUUUUUAUUCAUUGGUUUGCAGCACCUAUGUUUACCUGUGCUUCGCUGCAUUAUUUUUUUUUAGUAAUUGCACAACAUGGUAUGGACAAGCCUUUUUCCCCUUUCAUUUAAAGUUGUAUAAUAGUCUAACCUACAUGUAUACCCUGUUUGGAAUUGCUUAUAAUAUCAAGAAAGUGUUCUUUAACAUUUUACACUUCUCUUAGUCUUUUCUUCUUUUCCUAUUCUUGGUAGCACAAUUAGUAUUCUCAUUUACUGACUUACAACAACUGAUGCAUCUUGAUCAGCAUGAAUGCUGUUUCCUUUAUCAUCUACAUACAUACUCCACAAGUCAGCAUAUGGUACAUGGCAGACUACUGCUAGUAAUUCAUUUUCCUAUUCCACUUGCAAAUGGAGCAAAGGAAAAAACAACUGUUUAUGUGCUUCCAUAUGACCCUUGAUUUUUCUAAUCUUGCCUUUGUGAUCCUUACAUGAGAUGGAAGGUGCUGGCAGUAGGACUUUACUGCACUCUGUUGCAAAUGCAGUUCCUCUAAUAUUUUUCAACAUGUUUCACAAAAAUAACAUCAUAUUCCCUCCAGAGAUUCCCCGUUGAGUUCACAUAGUAUUUCUGUAAUAUUUCAUGAUGAAAUAUAACCAUUACAAAUCUAACAACAUGCAUCUGAAUUGUUUUGAUGUCUUCAUUUAAUGUGACCUAGUGGGGAUCUUAAAAACUCAAGCAUUAUUCAUGAAUGAGUUGCAGAAGUGCCCUGUAUGCAGUUUCCUUUGUAGAUGAGGUACACUUUUCUAGAAUUCUCCCAAUUAACCAAAGUUGACCAAUUGCAUUCCCGAUAACCUACCUUACAUGUUCAUUUCACUUUUUAACUUUGCAGUCAUCAUCAUCAUCAGCAACAGCAUUUGAAUAAGAGUAAAUAUCUGGGAGAGGAGUUAGUAGUAAUCAUGAUUGAAUAUAUGCACUGAGAAAUGCCAAAGAUAAUGUUAUUUAGUUUUAAAUCACUUCAGAUUGAGACAGUUUUGUAUUAUUUUAAUUUUGUUCUAUGAUUUCUGAUUUUAUGUCCGUUUGCAUGUUACUUAAAAUAUGUAUAUUUGAGUACAUAUUACCUGUCUUCAUCAGCAGAUGAUGGAACAAUGCUCAUAACAUGGCUAAAUAUCAUAUGUGUGUGAGAAAUCACUGUUGCUGUCUGUUGUGUCCACUACAUUGUUAAGACAUACCACAAAAAGAGAAUACAAAGGAGCUUUAGCACAAUAGUGUACAUUUCAAAUGCCUGUCCACACAUGCCACCCACAUCUUCAUCUGAGAUUCACAACCCAUGAUAUUGUUUGGAGUGGAAGGUGUGUUAUUUUGUCCCCUUUCUAUUCCACCUGCAUAUGUCUGUGGAAAGACCGCUGAUAUGCCACAAUAUAAGCCUAAAUUUGCCCAUCUUGAUUCUCAUGUGUUUAUGGGAGACGAGAGAUUUCCCAUAAAGAUAAUUCUGUGGACAAUUGAAGAGAAGGCAGGGGAUAUGCUGAGGAAGAUCAGUUUGGAUUCAGGAUCAAAGAAACAGUUAUGACACUGAGGCUUCUUAUCGGAAAGCAAAUGCAGAAAAUUAAACCAACUUACAUUGUUUUUGUAGAUAUGGGAAAGGGAUUUGAUAAUGUUAUCUGGCAAGAGAUGUUAAGAGUGCUGAAGAAAGCAGGUAAAAAAUACACAGACAUGCGGAUGAUACUCAGUUUCUUUAAGAAUGAAAUGGCUGGAUUAUGAAUUUUCAUCAGAAACAAGAAGCAAAAAUUGGUAUGAGACAAUGAUGUGCUCUCUCUCCUCUUUAUGUUCAGUGCCUACACCCAGAAAGCUGUAGACCAAGUUUGCAAAACUAUUGAGUGGAAGACAAAACUAAUGGACAGAAGAUAAGACAUACUGCAUUAUGCAAAUGGUAUUGCUGUAGUCACAAGACAAAAGGUCUAGAGAUCAUUCUCAGCACAAUGGAAAGGAUUUUAUGUAAUCAUUGUGGUAUGGUAUGAGAAUAAAGACUAAAGUGAUGGUAUUAUGUGGUAACUAUAUCUUGGCACUUUUAGGUGGGGAAUCUUUUGAACUGUAGUUGCAUAAGGUACUCGUAGAGGUCUCACCUUUACUACCACUGCUGUCUGCUGCAAACAAUUGUGCUGUAGCCAGUACCAAAUGCUUCGUGUACUCCAGUUUGUGUUGUGGAUUGCUUGUUUUCUUUUCUUAUUUUGAAAUGAGUGAAGAGACUAAUCCUGGUGCAUAAAGGGAUUUGAAUGUGACUCUCAUAAUAACAAAAGGAAUCAGCGAUCCCUAUGACUAUUAUGUGAGUUCUGCUUUCAUGGAAGCACAACGUAGAUGUAGGAUGGAGCACUUCUAGAGGGAGGCAGGGCUUAUUCCCCUGCACCUCUCCUCCCCUUGGGCAGUCAUAGUUCUUGUUUGAGUACAGUCACAGCCAACUGCCACAAUAUGUUGUCUACAUAAUAUGCAGUACGGAAGAAGAAUAUGAACCUUUAAGAAUAAGAAUUGGAAGAGAGGACCUAGAAGUGAUAGGUAAUAUUUGGGAAUUAGGGUCACAAGGGAAGGUAAAAGCUGGAAAGAAACUGUAAGCAGAAUACAGCAGGUCAAAAUUGCAGUUAAUGUGAGAAAGAACUUACUCACCAGUGGAGUAUGGCCCCUACAUGAGUGUGAAACUUGGAUUAUAGGAAAACGAGAGAGAAUACGACUAGAAGCCAUGGAGAUUUGGUGCUGCAGAAGGAUGAUGAGGAUCGGCUGGAGAGAGAGUUAUCGAUAAAUAGGUUCUGAGAAGAGUGCAGGGAACCAAAUUUCUGUGUAGGCGCACCCAAACAUAAAGAGAGAAACUUGUAGGACACAUUUUAAGACACAGUGUCAAACAUCGUCUUUCAAUAAAUAGAAGGAGCUACUGAGGGAAGAAAUCACUGGGGAUGACCAAGGAUGUUAUACAUGGUGCAGGUGAUUAAUGAUGUGUGAUGCAGUACAUAUUUGGAAAUGAAGAGAAAGGCAGACAGAAGAGGGGAAUGGUGCAAUGCUGCAAACCAUCUUCAGCACUGAACACUAAAGAGAGAGAGAUAACUGGGAAGUAAUAAGUUUCUCGGCUUGUUCUGGAAUUUGCUCUAGAACUUCAAGAGAUGCCUUUCACUGAGGCACAAUGUGUCUCGUGUAUUGUUUCCCACAGAGUGAUGAUAAAUUGUGGGCUGUCAAAUCAGACCUGUGGUGAAUUGAACAGUUUGUUUUUAAUCUCUUCUAUUAAUUGAUCCAGUGAAGAACUUAAAUAUGCUAAGUGAGGAAGCUGGUUUGCUGGCCCAGAAUA